Molecule: messenger RNA, 3720 nt
Organism: Bursaphelenchus okinawaensis
Lineage: Eukaryota; Metazoa; Nematoda; Chromadorea; Rhabditida; Aphelenchoididae
Source: the annotation of a GenBank genome assembly
AUGAAUCUUUCGAUUGUUUUGAGUCUUAUGCUGAACCAUACGAUUGUUAGAAGCAAACUUCAAUUUGAGCCAACGGAGUUUGCUUUUUAUAAUUACCAGUACCACGACCAUAGCUUGUUAGAAGUUAAAUAUUAUGGAAGUGACGCUACGGGUUUUAAAGAGGAGUAAGUCGGUUUUUAAUGUUUCUGCGUCAUUUAUUUUAACCUUACAGUAGCCAUGGUACGGUUUUGAACUGGGCCGGACGGGGACUUUUGGUCUAGAGACGGGGUCGAAAAAUCCACAUCCUACGUUCAACUUUUUUCAAAAAAUUUCAAAUUUUUAUAUGUAAAUUUUAAACUUUUUUUAGUCUUUUUUCCAAUUUUUUUUCAAUGUUUCAGUACCUCUAAGCGUCUCAAUUGUUCAAAAGACUGUGGAGAAUACAUGAACGUGAGAAUGAGUAUGAGCAGCAACAUGACGCCAAAUGUGAUUGGAAUUAAAAAAGUUCGAAACACAGAGAGUUUCGAAAUUUCCGUUUUGAAAGGGAACGAAUUUGUGGAUACGCAUGUCAGAACGUGAGUUUAUUUUUAGUUUCAAAAAUUUUAACAAAAAAGUACCUAACCUGCCCUACAUACAAUGAAAAUACUCAACCUGCCCCACUCAGAAUCAUCUCAAAAUUUUUAUAUAAACUCUUUGUACCACCAAUAGUACUCAUAAAAAAUUUUCAUCUCACGCUUUUGAGUUUUAAAUUUGAAAUAUUUGAAUUUCCCGCCAACUUGAAAAAUUUGGCAUUGCGUUUCAAGCACUUUUUUUGACUUUCCAGGCAAGCUAUGUACUUAAAUUUGAAAAUGUAGGUCCAUUUAAAGGUUUUCUACUAGUAUAAUAUAUCAAAGAAAGCUGAUUAAAAAUCAAAAAAUGACAAAGUUAUAGGCUUCAAACACAAUGCCAAUUUGACGGGAAGUUCAAAACGUAAUUUUUUGAUUUUGAUUUUCUGGUGUUUGACUGGAAAGCGCAAUUUAGUGCUUUGCUGAAGGUCUUAUAUUUACAUGACCUUUCUAUAUAAAAAGUUUGAAGUCAAUCAGAGCGGGGCAGGUCGGGCAUCUUCCUUUUAAGUUAUUUUUUAUUUUUUUAAUUUUAUUUUCAAAUUUAAAAUUAUUUUUUUUAUACUAAAUUUUAUUUUUUUAAUUCAAAAAUUGACUUUUUAUUUAAAUUUUUUUAAAUUUUUUUUCUAAACUAUAAAUUAAUUUUUUUAAUUUUAAAAUAUAUACUUUUUAAUAUUAAAAUUCAUUUUUAGAAACAACACCGCAAAAGUGUACCUGUUGAAUGAUAUCGUGAUUGUGGAUCAAACGUGCGACGGUAGAACAUUAAGAAAGUACAAUAUUACGUCUAAAAGGAUUAAAACUACCGUUAGACAUGUCCCACUCCCUUGUGUCAAUUCUUUUGCUAUAGACAAUCGUAUUGUGUUUGAAGAAUCCGGAAAUCUACAGUAUUUAGGUUUCGAUGAUGAAGAUUAUGGCGAUCUCACCGACUCUCUUGACGCUUUUAGAAGUUACAGUAAAAAUGACACAACAUUUACAGGCUUCUUUAGAGUUGUAAGUUUUUAAUAUAAUAGUUUAUGUGGGUAGGCUUUGGAUAGAUGAGGCUAAGGGUGAGGUAGGAAAAGAGAUAAAACAUAGGGCUAGAAUGAUACAGUAAGGCUAUGAGAAGGCUUAUAGUAAGGCUGGAUAUACUAUAAAUAGGGAAAUGAUAAGGAGCUUAGGUAGGAUUGUGGUAGGGUAAAGUAGGGUAGAGUAGAGCUAUGUAUGUAACGUAGGGUAAGGCGAAGUAUGGUAGGGCAAGGAAGGGUAGGGUAAAGUAGGGUACGGUAAAGUAGGGUUUGGCAGGGUAGGGCAAGGCAUAAUAAGAUAUGGUAGGAAAUGGUCGAAUAGGGUAGGGUAGGGUAGGGUAGGGUAGGGUAGGGUAGGGUAGGGUAGGGUAGAUUAGGGUAGGCUAGGCUAGUGUAGAGUAAGGUAGGGUAGGGUAAGGUAAGGUAGGAUAGGGUAAGGUAGGGUCAAGUAAGGUAGCGUAGAGGGGUGAGGAAGAAGUAGGGGGGCAAGGCAUAAUAAGAUAUGGUAGGAAAUGGUCGAAUAGGGUAGGGUAGGGUAGGGUAGGGUAGGGUACGGUACGUUAGGGUAUGGUACGGUACGGUAGAGUAGGAUAGAGUAUGGUAGGGUAGGGUAUUAUAGGAUAAAGUAGGGUAUUGUAGGGUAGAGUAAAGUACGGUACGAUCAAAUAGAACUCUUUUAUCACAGAGUCUACAGUAGUUAAGACUAUGUUAUUUCAGAAAGACUUUCUUCGCGACACUUCUGGAAUUGAUAAAAACUUGCAUAUUCAGUUUAUAAGGAACGACGCACCUGGUACUAUUACAUCAACGGCUGCUACAAAUGGAACAUCCACAAGAUCGUUUUCUUCAACUACAAUAUCAACUGGAAGCUCAACAACUUCUACAAUAUCAAGUAACUUGUCAGUAAACACUUCUUCACAUACUGUCUUACCCGACCCUACUCCACCUUAUCCCACAUUAUUCUUUCUUACCCUACUUCACUCUACGCUACUUUACCUCACCCUAUCCUACUACGCCUUACUUUACAUUACCCUAACCUACUCCAACUUACUCUAUCCUGCUAUACCCUAGUUUUUUUUAGACCUAAUGAAGCAACAACAAUAUUGAGUGAUUCAGAAUUUGCUGCUUCUCAAGCUGCCAAUCUGUUGAAGACGUGUAGCUUGACUAAGGUGUUGUACGACUACCAUAAUGUGCUUGAUAUUGACGUUAUUCAGUAUGAUUAUGACUAUGAGAAUAAGACAAUUAUGGUCAAUUACUACAGACGCUACUUGACUCAAGAACGUUUGACGUAGGUUUGAAGCAUAGUUUUUUAAAAUUUAAAAUUUAAAAAUUUUUUUGUUUUUUUUUAUUACUUUAGGGUAUAACUCAAUAGAGUUUUUAAUUUUAGAAGCCUGACAAUACAUGUCAAUGAAUCUAUGACAUCAUUUGUGGCAUUUCUGACUGAAAAUGGACAAAAUCCAUUCAACUUCUACUUUAGCUAUGUCAAGGAAAAAGAGUAUGUAUUUUGUGACUUUUUUUUAGAUUCAAAAUUCAUUUUAAUAGAUCAAUUAAAUGAUAUUUAGAGUUGAAACAACAUUACACCACGCGAUAGAAAUUCUACUUUUCAGAACCAGGAUCUACAGUCACAUCAACAACACUAUAACCCUUCUAGCCAAAACGGAAACCGGCCAAGCUUUAGUAAUACACGACAAGCUCUUCACAUACGAUUGUAACGACAAGUACUACUUGUAUGCUUUUGAUGGAACUCGGUUCAUGCCAUUAUGGAACCGAGACGACUUUGACUGUGCCUAUCAGGUAUCGACCGGAGAUGAAUUCAGAAUCUUUGUUACAAAAGGUCAUAUUUGUAUGUCAGCCGUGCCAGGAAAGACUGUGACAAGAUUCAAGGAAUGUGAAUUUUUCAAAUUCAACUACUUCAGCAAAGCCAGGCUGGCUCAGACAAGGUUUUUGUCAUUGGUAAGGGGGUGUUUUGACAUUUUUAGGUAUCUGUAGAAUAUUGGAUUGCUAUUGUUGAUGUUUUAGUUAUCGAUUUUCACUUUUAGUACCACAUAGCAACGAUGGCGGAAUGUGGACUCUCCUUAUCAGACAACGACGCUCGUAGCAUCUUCAUCAGAUUCGUUUUGAAGCCAAAGAAGAGCGUUUAG